AUGACGGCAACAAACAACAACAGCAACUAUAUCGUUUCUGAUGAAAAAGUUAUUGAUUCAUUAGUUGAGGAAUUAGUUAUGACAGAAACUAAAACCCUCAAUGAAAGAAUUGGUGAAAACAUGAUUGAUUUACAUAACUACCUCAAACAUGAUGGAGGAAGAGGAAGGAAAACUGGUAUGGCUUUAUUAGUAAAUAAAAUAUCAAAUUUAACGAUUAUAGAUGUUGAUAUCAAUAAAUCGUACAAUGAUGAACUUAAAGAAACAGUUAGAAAAGAUAUUUUAUCAAAACUUUCGGAUAAAGAUGUUAUCGUUAAAACCGCUUCAGGAGGUCUUCACAUUUAUUGCAACACUAAUUUCUUCUAUGCAGUUUCGAACAGAAUGAUUAAAUGUUAUUCCUGCAAUGAUUAUGAUAUCGACAUAAUGACUUCAAUGGAUGAUUCAAAGCGUUCAUUAGUAGUCAUGGCUGAUUCAAGAGUUCGCAAGAAUGCAUCAGAACCAAUCAAUACAUACUCAUUCAUUCGUGGAAGUUACGAUUCAACAUUAACCAGAACAGUGAAUGAUAUAUUAAAUGAUUUGAAUAUUAAGGUAAGAGUUGAACAGAAGAACGAAGAAAUAAAGAAUAUCAUGAAUGAAAACAAAGAUGUAAACAUUGACGAUAAACUUGCCCAGAGCAUAGUUGAUGGCAUCUGUGAUUUUGAAGUACAUAAUGACGGUGGAAACAUGAAUUUAGAAAAAGAAGUUACAUUAUUCACACU
This is a messenger RNA of Trichomonas vaginalis G3, 755 nucleotides long. Its product is annotated as Prim-pol domain family. The transcript has a single exon. The record is from RefSeq and is a predicted model, not a curated record. Lineage: Eukaryota; Parabasalia; Trichomonadida; Trichomonadidae. The annotation marks the transcript as partial.